AUGAAUGCAACGCCUCCAUGGCUGCGCGACGCUCUCCGUUUCGCUUUGACAGCGACUGCAUCCACAGAAACCCCGUGGCAUGCGCAUGAUUACGAUGCUUACAAGGCCGCGGACGGAGGUGACCUCGUAGACCCGGAUGACCCCGGAAAAGACCCCCGAUUUAGAAAAUUAGUGGAAGCGAUUCUGUAUGGUCGAAAGUUUGUCGCAACUUACAACUAUGUGCUGGUGGGUGUGUUGCUUGUCUUCACACUAUGGCACUGGAGCGAGAAGUUGGCCCUGCAUAUGAGGAAACGGAGUGCUGGCACGAGGAAGAAGGACGAUGAUACUAGCAGUGCUGAAGAGGCCUGGAGUAGCUCGAGUAGUACCAUCGAAGGAAGCUCUACGCCGCCGAAUACUGCCGCGAAAAAAGUAGACACCAACGAAUCGAGCCCUCUACUCCCUCCUGCCCAACGAGCAUCACGCAACGGACCGGGAAUCUGGCGACCGUAUUGUGAAGUCAAAGCUCUUCUGCAGUAUCAACCGCCUCGUAUACCCGUCAUCAACAAGACUCUCCCAACCAACGCUGUCUCGUUACUCGUCCUCGCUUGGCUCGGCCUGAUCAUCUUCUACAACUUCCACAACAUGUCGAUGACCUUUAUGUCCUUAUUCGUUUUUGCCGACCGAUGCGGCAUCAUCUUCAUCGCAAACCUACCACUGCUCUACAUCCUUGCUGCCAAGAACCAACCUAUCAAGAUGUUGACAGGCUACUCGUAUGAAAGCUUAAACAUCUUUCAUCGAAGAGUUGGAGAGAUCAUGUGUCUGGAAGCAUUUCUUCACUGCGUGGGCAUGUGGCUUGUGUGGUUUGGCUUGUUACGACACCUCGGAUUUACGCUGGCAAAAUUCCUGUUCAACCGCGUCGUACUGCUUGGUAUGGCAGCUUUCAUCGCGUACGAGUUGAUUUACUUUACGAGCUUGGGCAGCUUCCGGCAACGGUGGUAUGAGAUAUUCCUGGGGCUACAUAUUGUACUUCAGUUUGCCGGUCUCAUUUUCUUGUGGUUCCACCACCAUUCUUCGAGACCCUACGUCGGCAUCUCGAUGGCCAUCUUCCUCGUCGAUCGCCUGGUGUAUAGACUGUGGCUGAAAUCAAGCACACACCCCGCAACGCUUACUGUAUUAGAAGACGACGAGACGGUUCUGCUUUCUGCAAACUGGGAAGUCAAUGACCGCAAGAACCCUCUACUGCCGAAGAACAUGACACAAGGCUGGAAGCCCAACGACCACAUCUUCAUUUCUGUACCGUCGCUUUCCCGCAAGCACGGCAUACAAUCCCACCCAUUUACCAUAUUUUCUGCAGCACCCAAAACAACAGAAGAUGAGCAGGGGAAACAUGCAUGGCUCACUCUACUCAUCCGCCCCCAAUCCGAAUCGGGCUUCUCAUAUAAACUCCUCGAGCACGCACGCGAAACGACCCAAGCGCGCGUUCGCCUCGACGGUCCUUAUGGCUCUUCGCGGGCGCUUGAUCUUUUAGAAUCCUCCGAAACGGCUAUCCUCAUCGCAGGCGGUUCCGGCAUCGCUGUCGCGUACCCGCUUCUCUACGCACUUCUUUGCCCCGCGACUGCCGACCCUGAAUCCGCGUUGAGCAAGUCCGGGAGAAAAGUAAAGUUGUUGUGGAUCACACAUUCGCCGAACCACCGGCUCUGGAUCCCAGAAGACAAGCUCAAGGAGUUGGAAGACUGGGGCCUGGAUGUCGUCAUCUCGCCACCGACAGCAUUGGCGGGGAGGCCUGAUGCCGGGGCUUUUGUAGGGGAAUGGGUGAGUAUGGAGGACGGGCGGGCUGGCGUUGUAGUCAGUGGCCCGGAUGGUUUGGUAAGAGAUGUUAGAAACACGUGUGCGGGUUUGAUGCGCAAGGGGCGCGAUGUUGAUAUACAAGUUGAGAAGUUUGGGUGGUAG
Molecule: messenger RNA, 1929 nt
Organism: Pyrenophora tritici-repentis Pt-1C-BFP
Lineage: Eukaryota; Fungi; Ascomycota; Dothideomycetes; Pleosporales; Pleosporaceae
Product: ferric reductase transmembrane component
Biological process (GO): iron ion transport; copper ion import; intracellular iron ion homeostasis
Cellular component (GO): plasma membrane
Molecular function (GO): ferric-chelate reductase activity
Source: RefSeq, a predicted model, not a curated record